Prorocentrum cordatum is the source of this 1513-nucleotide messenger RNA. Lineage: Eukaryota; Dinophyceae; Prorocentrales; Prorocentraceae. The record is from the annotation of a GenBank genome assembly.
GGGCAGAGCAGGUAGAAGGGCAUAGGCAGAGGAAGAGGAAGGGGUACUGGCAGGCCUCCAGAGGUGCGCGAGCAAGGCCUCCAGAGAGGCCGUAGCCGUUUCGGUGCAAGAUCGUGCGAGCAGGUGCACGAGCCGCAGCCUCUGGUCAGGUCCACGUGUCCCCGCCCGCUGCCCUGUAUACGCGAUGACGUCCAGCGAUGAGCGCAAGCAGCGGAAGCAGAACAUGUCGCCGUGCGUCGCCUGCUGCUGCUGUGAGGCGUCCUGCACCGCCAGCUAGAUCAUGAGCUCGCCGCUCAUGGGCUCGUUCAAAGCCAUGUGCUGCGCCGGCUCCCGUGCACUCGAGUGCUGCUGCAUCAGCUACGAGCCAGACCCCUGCUGGUCGGAUGAGCGCGGCAUCUGCGAGAUCGCGAGCACGCUCCUCUGCUGCUAUACGGAGGUGCAGUUCCCCCUGGGCAGCGGCAUCGGCUGCGGCUGCUGCGGCGUUGCCCUGUGCCGCAAGAGUGACGACGCGCCUCCAGCCGAAGAGUGAGGGGCACCCGUGGCUCGGGGCACUUGCUGCCCAGGCGUUGCCAGGGGUGGCCCUGGCCCGAGCCGAGGCGCCCCCCUGCCUUUUGUGCCAUCUUGGAGGCCCUGGGGCCUUCGUGGCCCCGCGAGGGGUGCUCUGGGUGCCAUCUGGGCCUCCCUGGGGAUCCUCUGGGUACACCUGGGUUGGGCCAGUGGCCCCUUUGGCAAUUGGUGCGCACGUUUGUGACUCCCCUCAAGUCAUUUCGGCUCAAGAUUCGCCGCGAGGAGGGCGAGCGCAUUCCCAAUCCACAGCUUCUGGUCAGGGCCACACUUCGCCACCAGUUGUUCUGCGCGCGAUGACGUCCACCGAUGAGCUCAAGGAGCUGAAGCAGAACAUGUCGCCGUGCGUCGCCUGCUGCUGCUACGAGCUGUCCUGCACCGCCAGCCAGGCGAUGACUCCGCCGCUCAUGGGCACCUUCAAGGUCUGCUGCUGCGCGGGAUCUGUCGCGCUCGAGUGCUGCUGCAUCAGCUGCGAGCCAGACCCCUGCUGGUCCGAGGAGCGCGGCAUCUGCGAAGUUGCCAGCAAGCUCCUCUGCUGCUACACGGAGGUGCAAUUCCCACCCGGCAAGGACAUCGGCUGCGGCUGCUGCGGCGUUGCAUUCUGUCGCUCGAGCGACGACGCACCUCCGGCCGAGGAGUGAGGGGCACCCGUUCGGGGCGCGUGUCACGCGCACACAUCAGUUUAUACGAUUUAGGCAUCUUCAGUGUUUCGCCGGCAAGUGCAAACAUGCGGCGCAGUGAACAAUAUGUUGCCAUUGUUGUGGGGAUGACGGGCUCUGCUGAACACUGUCUGCAGCAAAGAUGCCUGUCUGUGAGAGAACAACAGACAGCUUUUGUGACUACCCUCGGCGUUUUCCCCGGUUGGCGCCGAGAGGAGUGGCCAAGUAUCUUCGGGCUCCGCUGAACACGGUCUGCGGCAAAGGCGCCCGCGUGCGAUUGAGAAAAGGCG